Messenger RNA from Microthlaspi erraticum, 2019 nucleotides. The record is from the annotation of a GenBank genome assembly. Lineage: Eukaryota; Viridiplantae; Streptophyta; Magnoliopsida; Brassicales; Brassicaceae.
AUGUCUUCUCCUGUAAGGGGGAGCGUCUUACCUGAAACUCCACCUGUGACGGAUAAUACACAAGAACCUGAGUCAGAUAUUCCACAAGAACCUGUGACAGAAAAAUCACAAGAACCUCUCACAGUCAAUCCACAAGAACCUGGCUCAGAUCAUGUCACAGAAACAGAACAAGAACAGAGAACUGUUGAGGAAGCGGCUGCUCCGAGUUUAGGUCGUGGUCAGCGGCAACGGUCCACGUCUGUCAAGCUACGAGACUACGUCACUUAUAACGUCGUGUGCAAUCAAGACCCCCAUCACGCUCCUCCCGAUCCCACAUCUCAGUCCUCAUCGGUCCAAGGUACAUCUCUAUACCCGCUGUCUCAUUUUAUUUCGGAUGAAUGCUUUUCACCAGGGCAACGUGCGUUCUUUGCUGCCAUUACUGCGGGAGAUGAACCGAAACACUUCAAAGAUGCUGUUCAAAUUAAGGUCUGGAACGAUGCUAUGGGAACUGAGGUGGAUGCGCUUGAACAAAAGCGUACGUGGGAUAUUUGUGAUUUACCUCCUGGCAAAGAAGCUCUUGGUUGUCUUUGGGUUUACAAGACGAAGUAUAAUUCUGAUGGUACUAUCGAGAGAUACAAGGCUCGGCUAGUUGUCCAGGGCAAUCAUCAGAUUGAAGGAGAAGAUUUCGAUGAAACUUUUGCUCCUGUUGUCAAGAUGAAUACUGUUCGUUCUGUUCUUCGUCUUGUCGCAUCUAAAAACUGGGAGGUUUACCAAAUGGACGUCAACAACGCUUUCCUUCACGGUGACUUAGAAGAGGAAGUGUACAUGAAACUUCCUCCAGGGUUUCGUCACUCUCAUCCUGGCAAAGUUUGCCGUCUUCGUAAGUCAUUGUACGGGCUCAAACAGGCUCCGCGUUGCUGGUUCAAGAAGCUUUCUGAUGCAUUGCUUCGUUUUGGUUUUGAUCAGUCGUAUGAUGAUUACUCUUUGUUCUCUUACUCGCGCAAGAACAUUGAGCUACGGGUUCUCGUUUAUGUGGAUGAUCUCAUUAUUUGUGGUAAUGACUCCUACAUGAUUCAGAAAUUUAAAGAUUACUUGAGUAAAUGUUUCUCCAUGAAAGAUUUGGGGAAACUGAAGUAUUUUUUGGGCAUCGAAAUAAGUAGAGGACCCGAGGGUAUGUUCCUUUCCCAACGCAAGUAUGCGUUAGACAUUAUCGCCGAAACUGGCAAUCUUGGUUCUCGGCCAGCCACAACACCACUUGAGAGUACACAUCAGUUAUCUACGGUCGAGAGUCCUCUUCUUGAUGAUCCAAAGAAGUAUCGGCGGCUCAUGGGCCGACUCAUAUAUCUACUCAAUACAAGACCAGAGUUGUGCUACUCUGUUCACCUGUUGUCUCAAUUCAUGAAGGAACCAAAAGUGGCUCAUUGGGAAGCAGCCUUGCGUGUUGUUCGUUUCUUAAAAGGAUCUCCUGGCCAGGGUAUUUUCUUGUCGUCUGAUCCUGAUCUUACCCUCACGGUCUAUUGUGAUGUUGAUUAUAACUCGUGUCCGUUAACUCGCCGGUCUCUUAGCGCGUUCGUGGUUUUACUUGGUGGCUCCCCAGUUGCUUGGAAAACAAAGAAACAAGACAUGGUCUCUCAUUCUUCCGCUGAAUCAGAAUAUCGUUCAAUGGCUGUGGCUCUCCGUGAGAUUAAGUGGUUUCGGCGAGUGUUAGCCGGACUUGGUAUUGAUCAGUCAAAGCCGACACGGUUGUUUUGUGACAAUAAGGCGGCCAUUCACAUUGCCUCCAAUCCAGUUUUUCAUGAGAGAACGAAACAUAUUGAAUCUUAUUGUCACGCUGUAAGGGAUGCUGUUCAAGAAGGAGUUAUUGUGACUGAUCAUGUGAGAACAGAGGAGCAGUUGGCUGACAUACUUACAAAGGCACUUGGGCGUGCUCCAUUUCAGUAUCUAUUAUCCAAGUUGGGCGUUCAUAAUCUCCACGCUCCAACUUUAGGGGGAGUAUUACGGAUAGUUACGUCGGUUAAGUAUAAUGAUUCAUUAUGUUAA